Desarmillaria tabescens is the source of this 1073-nucleotide messenger RNA. RefSeq lists its product as uncharacterized. The record is from RefSeq and is a predicted model, not a curated record. The transcript has 3 exons. The annotation marks the transcript as partial. NCBI's taxonomy places the organism in Eukaryota, Fungi, Basidiomycota, Agaricomycetes, Agaricales, Physalacriaceae.
AUGGCGCAAGUUACUUCGCACUGUGUUUGGCAUGCAGCAACGUGUAUCCCAGGCUGGAGGGAAUGACACGUUCGACUAUGAGCAAAAAUUUCCCGGAGACAAACAGUACGAGGAGCUGGGUCCAAUUGCCAGGGUGUGGAGAACAUACCUCGAAGAAUGUGCAAGAUUUGAUGCUGAGAUAGCGGAAGGAUGGAGGGAUGGAUUGGAUGUUUUGCUUGUGUUCGCUGGUCUUUUCUCUGCCGUGGUCACUACGUUUGUCGCACAGACGUCCCAGAGCCUUCAAGUCGACUAUGGACAAGUCACGGCGUCCCUGCUAUUCGAGCUCAUCGAUGUCCAGCGCGCAGCAGCUAAUGGUUCCAGCGUGAACAACGUCCCUCGUUCAGGCCUCACCCCAUUCUCAAACUUUCGUCCUACGAUUUCCGAUUCGUUAGUCAACGGACUGUGGUUCUCCAGUCUCUCAUUCAGUCUGGCUACCGCACUCUUCGCUGUCCUGACGAAACAAUGGAUCCAUCAGUACAUAGCAGUUCCAUCGGGCACGCCUCGAGAUAGAUGCCGUGUACGUCAAUUCCGAUACAUGGGACUACAGCAAUGGGGCGUGGGUUUUAUUAUUGGACUAUUACCGGUUCUGAUGAGUGCAUCACUUUGCGUCUUUUUAAUGGGUUUAGUUGUCUUUCUAGUCCCGCAGCAAGUAUUGAUUGCAUCUGUCGUUGGAGCUAUCACAUUCAUAUCCUUUGCUGCAUACUUCGUCACCAACUUCUUGCCCAUCAUAUACCCCUCGUGCCCAUACAAGACGCCCUUGUCACAGUACACUUUCCCUCUAUAUUCCUACAUUGUCCAUAACAGCAUCUUCACUUCAGUCAUCUCUCCGAUUUCCAGACACUGGUCUGGAUCUUCACCAGUUUCCGAAAAUCCUCCAAUUCGUACACUUCAAGAAGCAGAGCGUGAGGCUGUCAAGCUGAGUGCCGAUGAAACAGACGCGCGAGCCUUGUCCUGGUUGUUCUCCGUGUCAUCCAACCCUAGUGUUCAAAGAAUUGUUGCGGAAUCAACCGGUGCUUUACCGAUCCGAUCUGUGG